CCUUCAAAGCCGGAACACUUCCUGAACCGGUACCUCAGCCGUAUAUAAACCCGCAGCGCUUCUCAGCAGGGAGAGGGAGAGAGAAAGAGCUCUCGAGUUCACAGAGAAUCAAAGCUGCUGCUGCUGGACAGACUGAGGCAGUAAGGAGAAUUGUUUAUAUCCACAAGCUGCUCUAGCAUCUCUUGGAAGAUUGUGCAAAAGGAGUAGAAACCUCUCGCCACAUCCCAGCCAUCAAUCAUGAAUGAAAACCGCUUGGCUAUCAACAUUCUGCUCUUGUGUAUAUCCUGUGGAGCAAGUGCACUGGCAGCCUUCAGUCCCACUGCCUCUUCAUCUCUUCCAGCAACCAAUUUCACUGAUAUUGGCUCUGCGCCUCCAAAAUAUCUCAGCGAGGCUGCAAACCUUCCCAAGACCAGACGGAAACGUUAUAUUUCCCAGAACGAUAUGCUUGCGAUACUUGAUUACCAUAAUAAAGUCAGAGGGAAAGUUUUCCCCCCAGCCUCAAACAUGGAAUAUAUGGUCUGGGAUGACACUCUUGCAAAGACGGCUGAACAGUGGGCAUCCACGUGUAUGUGGGAGCACGGUCCUCGCAAUCUUCUUAGAUUUCUUGGUCAAAACCUUUCAGUCCGAACAGGAAGAUACAGGUCCAUUUUGCAGCUGGUAAAGCCCUGGUAUGAUGAAGUGAAGGACUAUUCUUUUCCCUAUCCUCGAGACUGCAAUCCCAGAUGUCCCCUUAAGUGCUACGGGCCUAUGUGCACUCAUUAUACACAAAUGGUGUGGGCAACCUCAAAUAAAGUAGGAUGUGCCAUCAACACAUGCCAUAAUAUGAAUGUUUGGGGCUCAGUAUGGAAGAGGGCAACAUACUUGGUGUGCAACUAUUCUCCAAAGGGGAACUGGAUUGGUGAGGCCCCUUAUAAAGUAGGUGUUCCUUGCUCCAUGUGCCCUCCGAGCUAUGGAGGAUCAUGCAGUAACAACAUGUGCUUUCCUGCUGUGAACUCAAAUUACCUGCACUGGUUUAAAUAAACACAGACAGACAGAAUGCACAUGCCCCAUCACAGAGACACUGUCCCUCAUGGGAAUUUGCACAACAUUCCUGUAACACCCUGUUUUUGUUUUUUAAAUAUAUGGGCCAUAUAGGACCAUGGGUUGCAAGGCAGCAUUUUUUAAAGAUAUGUACAUAACUUAUUUUUCAAUGUUUAUACCAUGUAUUAUAUUGUUUUGUGUAUAAACCCAAUGGUUUAUUUCCUGAGAGGGAAUCUACUGUGAUCUGUCAAGACAUGAUUGGUGCUUACAGUAUUCAACUGUAAAGGCCCAUUCACACCAAGGACGAUAAAGAUAUAGUUCUAAAAAUCGUUCUCCAUAUUAAAGAAUCCACACCACAGCUAUAACGAUAAAGACACCGAGAAACGAUAUCGUUGGAAUCCCUUUCAGAAUGAUUUUUUUCCAUCUGAUGAACGAUACAAACAUUGACACCCAAUCAGAAACCAUCGUGCUAUAACGAGCUUGAAUUUAAAGCGGCAGACGACCCUGCACUUAGAAUAAACAGAUUAUGUUGGCGCCAAUAGCCUUGUAGUUAGUGCGCCAACAUAUAGUGCAACUGCACUCACGGCGACCCAAGUUCGAUUCCCGUCUCGAGGUCCUUUGCCGAUCCCGCCACCGCCCGCUCUCUCUACCCAAUGCUUUCCUGUCAGCUCUCUACUGUCCUGUCCCAAUAAACGCCCAUAAACAGAACUUAAAAAAAGAAUAAACCGACUAUAUCGUCCACUGGUGUGGUCGCUAAUGUCUUUAUAGUUAUCGUUCUUGGUGUGAACAGGGCUUAACUCUACUCAGAGAACACAAGGCGCAAUUGCCAAAACUCCCAUCAGGCUUUGUUGGCAAGUCUUAACGUUGCAAAUUGUCUAUAGUGCUAGACUAGUCUUAAUAGUCUUAAAGGGCUAGUUGACCCAAAAUGAAAAUUCUGUGAUUUUACUCGUUCUGAACUCAAAUGGCUUUCUUUUAUCUGUGGAAGACAAAAUAAUAUAUUUUGUAGAACUCUUCAGCUGUUUUUGUGUAUAUUAUGAAAGUCAGAAAAGUCGUAUGGAAUUUCACACCUCCUUUUUGGAGUUUGAAAGUUUUGGAACCCACUGACAUUAAUUGUACACACAAAAAUUACUAAAACAUUCUCCGUUUCCUUUUGUGUCCCACAGAAGAAAGUUUGUCAUUUUAUUCAUCUUCAUGUCAUUCCAAACUUGUAUGAAUUUUUUUUUUAUUUAUUGUUUUUAUUCUGCAGAACACAAAAUGAGAUAUUUUGAAAAAUGUUGGUUGCCAAACCGUUUCGGUUUCCAUUGACUUCCUUUGCAUGGACUAAAAAUAUAAAAGUCAAUAGGAAACAUUAACUGUUUGGUUACCAGCGUUCCUCCAAGUAUGUUCUUUUAUGUUUUUGCAGGUUUGGAACAACAUGAGGGUGUGUGAAUAAUUUUUCAUUUUUGGGUGAACCGUCAAUUUAAAUCGGUGUAAUCCGUUUACUUUAGUUCAUGCAGCCUGUUUUGUGUGAUGUCAUAUCUAUUAAACCUGGAGGUUGACUUUUGGUGCUUCAGUUCAGAUGUUAAGCUAGCUCUUCUUGAACUGAGCUGGGACACAACAGUACUUCGCUGGUUUGAAUACACUCACUUGCAUUCUUGGUAAUGCUUUGCUUUUGGUCUUCCUUUUUGGAAGGUUUCCACAUGCUUAAAGCCUACAAACCUCUUCUUGGGGCUUAGAAAUUGUGGAAUGUUGAUUAGAAAUCAUUUGGAAAAAACUGCAUUUUGCAACCCCAGAAAGAACAUUUAGUGAGAUUGCUAAUCAUGCUGUAACCUCAUGAAAUGUUGAGGCAGAUUAACAUGGAAACAUGUUUAAUGUGUAAGUGCACCUUAAAAUGUUUUUUUUUUUUUUUUUUUAAUGUUUCUAUUUAGAAAGCUGUCAUUAAUGGUGAUUUUUAUCAUUUGUACAUACUUUUUAUUAUGAUUUCAGCAGUAUAGUCUCUACAAUGCAUGCAUAACAGUGGCACACUAUUGCAUUGUGUAGAUUUCACUCUUUGAACUGCAUCACACAAGCACUUAGGAAAUCUACCAAGCAGUACUCUGCGGUAAUCUUGACAUGGAGGAGGGGAUAUAAAGAGCUAUUUGUCCCUAUUCAGCAUGGUCAACAUGACUUCAUUUAUUGAAAUUGUAUUUUGUGUUAAAUUUUGUUCUGUAAAAUAUUAUUUUUCAAUUUUGUCAUAGACUGCAUCUUUUACUGUUUAUUUGUCUUUGCAGACCUUUUUUUUUUUUUUUUUUUAAAUGUGCUAAACAAGUUAUGGUGCUAGAUUUAAUGAGCAUAAUGUUAAUUGUGUAUUUGCACCUAUUGUUAACACAUCAUAUACAGUACAUAAAUGGCUACUGUAUUUCAGUAACACUUUAUUUAUCAUUUGAAAUAAGCUGUACAUAGCCUUUUUGUACAAAUCUUUUUUUUUUUUUAUAUAUAAAAUUUGUUAUUUAAACUUGUAAUUUUGUGUCUCAUUGCAAAGCGACAACACUGUCUAAAAGUUUGGGGUCAGUAAU
Molecule: messenger RNA, 3554 nt
Organism: Onychostoma macrolepis
Lineage: Eukaryota; Metazoa; Chordata; Actinopteri; Cypriniformes; Cyprinidae
Gene: pi15a
Product: peptidase inhibitor 15a
Exons: 6
Coding region: 238-1020 (260 amino acids)
Cellular component (GO): extracellular region
Source: RefSeq, a predicted model, not a curated record